AUGGACUUCUCGUUUGGUGAUAAUUCUCUCGCGGUUCCCAUGCGGGAAUUCGGGUUCCAAAGUGGAAAUGACCCGCCCCGGUUGUCACCUGUUUCGUCGUCAUAUCAGUCCAUGGCUCCUCUGCAAAACAUGGCAUACGAGAUGUCUAGUGCUUCUGUGAUGCAGGAGGAGUCAUAUAACUCUUUUGAACAGCCUUCAGUAGUUGUGAACGGUCAUUAUCAAACAAUGGAGCAGCAAGUUAUCCAACCUCAACAAGGAUAUUUUCAGGAGUUCACCACACCGUUUCCUUUUUUGUAUUAUAUAUUCCAAAGACCAGAACAAAUGGAUGACCAGUUCGCAUCAAUACAGCUUUACCAUUAUCCUUUUUGCGAUGCCGAUUUGACUGUUCAGGCUGUAUCUGAUGCGCCACCUCAGCAGGUGAUGUCAACUUCACAUCAGCAGCAGGCUCCAUCCGGAGGCAGCAGCAAUGCAUCGGGUUCACUGGUUCAACAAAUACUUAGCACUCCGUCUACAAGGCAAACCCCGACGCCUCAACAUAACCGUCAGCGUCCUAUUCAACCGAAGACUCAGAAUAAUGGACGAAAGAGAGGGUCUGGUAACGUUGGCGAGACCGUGUUGAGUCAAGUGAAGCAGGUUGCUGCCGCUGCUGCUCCUACUCCACAACCGCGAUCAACACCCCGCUCUCGAGGAAGUCAUGCCAGCCGGCAGACACAUUUCGAGACUGGUCACGAGUCACCACAAUAUCAACCUCAGAUGUACCUGGCCAGUCAUAACCAAUUCCCAAGCACAAGCACGGCGCAAUUCCAAGAGUACUCUACUGGUAAUGCUAAUCAGACUCAAAUUGUUCAUCAGCAGGAGCAGGUUUGUGGUCGCCAGCAAAACCAACAGCGGACGUAUAGGGCUCAAACUGCUACUACCACUGUGUAUCAUCCACCGCCGCAACUGCCACCCGGCACUGUAUAUGUGCAGAACGUUCCACAAGCAGCGCAAGCCCAAUUCACAUCUUCUCAGCCAACAGUUGGAGAAGUGGUACGGCAGCAGCAUCAGUUGCGCAUGUUAUGGAGUCAAAACAGUCCACAAGUUGAUAGUAGCCACUGGAUAGGUCAGUCCGUUACUGGUGCUCAAAUUCGCUCUCAAAUUGUGCAGCAGUCACCUCUUCCUGCUCAAAUUGUGCUUUGCGCCACCGGUUCAAGCCAACUCCUCAGGCUGCGGAACUACUUUGAUAGUUUGCACACAACUCUCGCUAAUCCUGACACUGAAACCCCAUUUGCUGAUCUUCGCGAUGUACUGCAACGGCUACUGCCUUAUCAUGCAUAUGGAGAGCCGAAUUUGAGUGAUGAGCAUCUAGAACAAUUCGAUACUAAUUACAUGCGCAACAACAUAAACCUGUAUGAACAGAGGAAACAUCUAGAAAAGCGGUUGCGGAAAGUGUUCUACGAUGAGGCCUUGAACGGCACUGAAGCUGAAGAACGGAAUUUGUUACUCUAUCUUGAUGGUGAGUAUGCGAAGCGAAAACUUGAAGAAGAGAAGGAAUUUGUCAAACAAGGCAAUAUCGAGGCGUUCGUUCGUGAUAGCGCGAUCAUUGCUGCUCUACGUGAUACGGAUUACGAAUCAGCUGAGAAACCAAAGCUGGCAAAUCCACCAUCGAAGCCUUCUAGCUCGAAAUCGAUCAUGCAGCAGUAUGAAUAUCACACGUUUGAUGAAAUUCCUCGAGUGGUAUCACCAUACAAGUCGCCGUCACCAUUCAAGUCUCCUGCGAGUAGUAUUCGAUCACCCUCACCAUGCAAAUCACCCUCCUCUGUUGUAUAUUCGCCUCGUAUUCGUGCAAGGAACUGUUCACAGUCUAUCCAUGUGUCCCCGGCCCCCGUACAGGAACAUGCUCGGGCUCGUGGGCAACCUAAACCACGAACGAGUUCGGAAUCCACGUCGGAAAAGAGUGAGGCUCGUAGUACUCCACUGCCACCUCCGCUCUCAAGUGUGGAAAGCGGUCAGCAAAGAUUCUUCCAAGAGCUCACCCAUGGCGCCAUCUCCCGUUACUUCUGCUCCUGGAACGCCUGCAUCUGUGACAUCCGCUCCCACAUCACGUCGGAAAAGAGUGAGGCUCGUAGUACUCCACUGCCACCUCCGCUCUCAAGUGUGGUUACUCGUAGGAGUACUCCUUUGAGGAAAGCGGUCAGCAAAGAUUCUUCCAAGAGCUCACCCAUGGCGCCAUCUCCCGUUACUUCUGCUCCUGGAACGCCUGCAUCUGUGACAUCCGCUCCCACAUCACGUGCUCCAGUACCUACCACUACUGUGACGCCCGCAGCUGUUUCCACUCCUGUGGAGGUCGCCUCAGAGAAGGCAGUUUCUGCAGCUCCUGUCGCCAAGAAGGCAGUUCCUGAAGCUCCUGUCGCCAAGAAGGCCGUUCCUGAAGCUCCUGUCGCCAAGAAGGCCUUUCCUGAACCUCCUCCAGUGCUGCCCAUUCCUGAGAAGCCUGCUCCUGUGGCGCCUUCUCCUGUUGUGACAGCUCCGGCUCCUGUUGUGACAGCUCCUGCUCCUGUUGUGACAGCUCCUGCUCCUGUUGUGACCAGCUCCUUCUCCUGUUGUGACCGCUCCUUCACGAAAAAGGGGGUACUGGAUGCUCAUGCACCUGUCUCGACGCCAGGUCGUCUACCAGCAAAGAAGGAAUUGCUGUGCCGAGCGAGGCAAGGAGUACCAGCUGAAAUGCGUUCGCCACCUGCUCACACCAGCAUUACAACAUCACUGCUGUACAAUCGCAAUUCGCUGGAGGACGAAGAUUCAGAUGGAUCGGCAUCACCGGAGCUUGGUAUCGACGAUGUAAUUCCUUUACCUACAUCGAUGCAACCUCGCUCUCCUGUCCCUCAACCCAGUGUGCCUCCACAAAGCCGGCCUGUGCCCAUACCACCACCACCACCUAGGCUACCUCCUCAGAAACCUGCUGUUCCACUGCCUCCACCGCUGCCCAGAAGAGAGAAGUUAGUCGUGCCACCGGCUCGAACCUCGUCUCCAUUAGUGAAACAAGAGAAUGUUAGACCAUCAGCAAAGCCAUCAGUCGAAGAGAAGCCAGCCGAGCGCUUCCGCUUCAAACCUCAGGUACCACGUCCAACUCCUGUAUCACCACUGAAGCCUACAGUUUCUAAACGUGAGCCUACAGUGGAACCUGGCUUAAUAGGAAAGGAUGUCAACUGCAUUAACCAUCACACAGGGGACAAAGUUCAGCCACCCAACUGCGUAAGAGCUCCUCCAAUAAAAUUGAAGUUGAAGUUGAGUGGAAAGGAAGUAUACAUUGAGAACAACGAAAACAGUGUGAAAGACGGCGAUAAGAAACACAGGAAACACAAGAAGAAGAAGAAAGAGCGGCAUAAGGAACAUAUUGGAGGUGUGAGGCAUCACAAAGAGAAACUACGUUCAAAAGGGCACAAAAAGUUGCAAAAUAGGAAAGAGAAGCACGCCACGUCACCACAGGAACUGGUCGCUGUUACGUCAAAUGGUGUUCGAAUGAAGCUGAAGUUUGGUGUGGCGACAAACAGCAGUGGUUCAGCCACUCCUUCACAGGCUGCGUUGUCGUCAGGCGAGUCCUCAGAGGUGCAGAUGAAAGAGAAAGUGUUGGAGUCACAGCCUUCUACGUCAAAAGCGUCAGCUCCUACGACCGAAGCAGUGAGGAUACCAAGGCUCAAGAUACGUAUUGGUCCUGAAUCGCCUGCACUGGUGAUUGCGCCUCCGGUGAAAUCUCCAGCAAGUCCACUGGCUGUCCAACCGUCAAACUCCUCUUCUACAGAUAAAGCUGUAGGGAAGUCUAAGUUGCCACCUGUGAUCACUACUGCGCAAAUACCAAUAGCCUCCUCGGAGCCGCUGGCUGUCGAGUUCUCCGAUGAUUCCGAUACGGAAGCUGAACGUUUGCGGUGUGCUACUGAUAAGGCUCUUCGUGGAAUGUCCAAUUUGCCGGGAAUGACGCGACCAAAUGCGUCGGUGCUACCGUGGUCGACGCAGCAGGCACCGUGA
Ostertagia ostertagi is the source of this 4002-nucleotide messenger RNA. NCBI's taxonomy places the organism in Eukaryota, Metazoa, Nematoda, Chromadorea, Rhabditida, Trichostrongylidae. The record is from the annotation of a GenBank genome assembly.